Messenger RNA from Penaeus vannamei (Pacific white shrimp), 1285 nucleotides. The record is from RefSeq and is a predicted model, not a curated record. NCBI's taxonomy places the organism in Eukaryota, Metazoa, Arthropoda, Malacostraca, Decapoda, Penaeidae.
GUCCAUCGUAAACAUUGCCUCACACCAAAGUCAAACUACAUGAUGGGCUCUUGAGGCACGUGCAGCAACGCCUCGCUAAACACCCCUGGCGCCGUUCCUCUCCGUCGGCCAGGGAUCAGACGGGCCUCGAACGGCCGCCAAGAUGAAUUUGAGAAGGCCUCGUCUUGCUGCUUAAAGCAGAAGCGUGGUGUGAGAGGAAAUGAACGCCUCGGUGAUCAGCGAUCUGCAGACCGCCAUUGUGAACACAGAUCCAGCGGGCGUGAGGCGACUCUUGGACCACCAUGGCCACGCUAUCAAGGACCGCCCGUCCUGCGAUAAGGACGGCUGGUCUCCCCUACACGUGCUCGCCAAAUCGGGUGACGACUUUAUGAACUGCGAGUGUAUGAAAGAAAACGUGGUCGACGCAGACGGUUCGAAGGGGAGACUCAUCAGUUCGCCGAGCUGCGACGUGAGAGCGCCGUUGCAAAGCGAACAUACAUUGGCAACCUAUAAUUCCGUGAUAUACAAUACAAGACAAAAUGCUCUGCAAACUACAGAUAACGGGAGAGCACCCACCCACCCGCCUUGGUCGUGGGCGUGGGCGUGCGACCCAUCCCUCGAGAGGCACCAUCGCGCCCGCAUGGCCAUCGUGUACAUGUUAUGCGAUGCGGGCGUGGAUGUGAAUGGGCGGGACGCUUCUGGCCUCACGCCUCUCCAUUAUGCUGCCAGGAGAGGAGACGCGGCUGUGUGCGACGUGCUGCUGCAGUGUGGCGCUGACCUCUAUGCCGCCCACGAUGGACUCGCUCUCUGGGAUGAAGUGGAGUUGAUGGCACAGGCGGAGGUCAAGGAGAAGAGGCUGAACCAGAUCAACCACAACGGCCAGCCCGCAGAGGCGAGAGCCCCGCCGCCGACCCCCGCGAGGACGACUACGAGCAGGAGGGCGACCCCUACGAGCACGACCCCAACUUCGCCGCUUCCGUCCACGACCCCCUCGACUACCCCUCGAGCGGCAGUUCCGACGCGCUGGAGGACGACCCGCGACGCCCUCCGCUGGGUCCUGCAGGGGCGGUGUGGAGGGUCUUCCGCUUCUACUGGCCGGGGCUGUGGCGCGCCGUGGCUUCGCAGGACAUCAGCAAGCCCAUUACCUUCCCCACUCCGCGAAGGAAAACACAAACUGACAGUUAUAACACAAAUUAUCACAUUUACAACACUGAGAGUUCCUUCAGUUAUAACACAAGUUAUCACGUUUACAUCACUGAGUUAUCACGUUUACAUCACUGAGAGUUUAUCACAUUUACAACACUGA